GCGCCCGGGCAGGGCAUGUCCGCUGUAAAAUGGCUCCGGGUGCGCCCAACCAGGACGUGUGUCCCUGACUUCUUCAACAUCAUCUUCUUGCCUUACAUCAACUUGUGGACAACCCUGUCACAUUUAAAAGACAUGGCUUCGUCGAAUUAUUCCUUGAAGGUCAACAGAGAGCUGUUGGACCCUAACUUUGAAAGUUACAGGUUAUCUCUGGACGCAAUACCAACGUACAACGUUGAGCUGGAUGCUGCUGUGGAGGAAGUGAAAUUGAAGGAUACUCAGUACACCCUGGAACAUGUGCGGGCUUUUGGCAUGUACAAUUACCUCCACCUAGACCCUUGGUAUGAAGACAGUGUUUUGUUUGUGGACUGCAAAGGAAGGGUUCUCAGUCUCACCGUCACCCUGGACACCGCCCUGUGUAAGCCAAGAGAGGUGUACCGUAUAACCCCUGACUCCAGCCGGUGUGAGGAUCGCCUUUGUGCGUCCCUCAGCUUCACCUCAGCGACCUGGGUGGCACUCUCUGAUGGUGCCGGCCGACUGCACCUUCUCCGAACCGGCAAGAGGGGAGACAGCUCGCAUGUGAAGUGGGAACCACUGUUUAGUGAAGACAUGGAGGAGCCUUUCACCAUCCUCCACAGCAUCUCACAUGUCCAGGAUGGAGUCCACACCAUGGAGGUCCUGCUGCUCCGCAUCAAGAAAGACCCACAGGAAACUAAAGGGAGUGGUUUCUCAGUGUCUCUUGAGUGGAUCACAGUCGCCAACACUGCAGGACAUGGUCAGGAGAAGAAGUAUGAGGUAAAGAAGAGGAGGGCCCUCAGGGGGAAGUCGGUGCCUCACUACGCAGCGGUGGAGCCACAAGGGAAGGGGUUAAUGGUGGCCUCGGAGAAACCGUUUGCCUUCACACAUGUGGACGGGCGUCCUGUGGAGCUGCCUGACCCAGAGCCCAUGGAGGUGGAGAAGACAGAUCCCAUUUACUUCUGGCAGCAGACAGAGGAGGACAUCACGGUGUGUGUGCGCAUGCCUGAGGGUGUCACCAAAGAGGAGGUGCAGUUCAGGCUGACGGCAGACAACAUCAGGCUUGGAGUUCAGGGUUUCCCUCCUUUACUGGAGGGCCAGCUGUUUGCAUCUGUAGACCCAGAGGCCAGCGCCUGGAUCAUCAAAAAUGACAAAAGCCUGGAGGUGACCCUGCAGAAGCGCACUGAGGGACCGAUGUGGUCGGAGCUGGUGAUGGGUGACAAGAGAGGGGAGAACGUGAUGAGCGACGAGCAAGCUGCCCUCAUCCACGAGAGACUGACAUUCCUCACCUCUGAAGACUUGAACGGAAACCCUGACAGCGACAAGCCCCCUUGUAACUCUCAGGAGCUGGAGGACUGUGAUGGGUUCCCAGAAGACAGCUCCAGCCUCACACACUUUGAUGGAGAAUCACUCAAGCCCACUAAGGUGGUGAAUCUAGGCAGCCAUCAGUAUCUGUUCACAGUUGAUGGGAACCCCUCUGAAAUGCCAUGCUUCUGCCUCAGACAUGAUGUGGACGCUCUGGUGUGGCAGCCUCGUCCCGACCAACCCAGUAACAUGUGGGAGCACAUUGCCACGUUCAACGCCUUAGGCUACGUCCAGGCAUCCAAGCGGGAUAAGAAGUUUGCGACCUGCGCUCCAGACUUCUCCUACGCUUCACUGUGCGAGUGUCUCCGCCGAACAUUCAUCUACCGACAGCCGUCGCCGGUGGAAACCGUCCUCUUCAACAGGAAGCAGGGCCGUCAGGUAGGACAGGUUGCCAAGCAACAGGUGGCCAGCCUGGACUCCGAUAAACCAAUCCUGGGCUUCAGAGCAACCAAUGAGAGACUGUACAUCCUGACCUCCAGUAACCUCUUUGUUUUAAAGGUCAAUAAUAAUUAGAUUUGGGACUCUGUCAUCUCAUCCCCCUCCUCCUCCCUCACAGCAAUCAUUCCAAACUGAAGAUCUGUUAUCUGCUACAACUAAACAAAACUUCCUCCUCAUGUGUACUGAAUGUGUGUGUCCAUGUUUCACCUCCCACAAGGCUUCUGUGUUGCAAAAUGUCUAAGAUAAAAAAGUAAGGAACCAUGUUCUGAAAGACAAAUUAUUAUAAUAACUAAAUAAAAAAACUAGAUCUGAAUGUUUCCAGGAUAUUCAUUAAGAAAUUAAAAAAAUUCUCUGAAUGAUUUUAAUUCAAAAAUUGUCAAGUGAAUCACAUUUGAUGCUACUGGAUGUUUCAUUGAUAUACAUUUCAUAUAUGUGGUGCCCUAUUAAUGCUCACUGCAUUGUUAGACAUUUGUAAUGCCAUGAAUUCCAAUUCAUAAAUACAAUUGUAAACACUGA
Molecule: messenger RNA, 2331 nt
Organism: Perca fluviatilis (European perch)
Lineage: Eukaryota; Metazoa; Chordata; Actinopteri; Perciformes; Percidae
Gene: nudcd1
Product: NudC domain containing 1
Exons: 10
Coding region: 16-1890 (624 amino acids)
Source: RefSeq, a predicted model, not a curated record